Molecule: messenger RNA, 527 nt
Organism: Telopea speciosissima
Lineage: Eukaryota; Viridiplantae; Streptophyta; Magnoliopsida; Proteales; Proteaceae
Product: NAC domain-containing protein 1-like
Exons: 3
Coding region: 21-527 (168 amino acids)
Biological process (GO): regulation of DNA-templated transcription; system development
Molecular function (GO): DNA binding
Source: RefSeq, a predicted model, not a curated record
UUUCAAGAUAAGGAAGAGAAAUGUCGAAUCCAAAUUUGCCAAGUGGAUUUAGAUUCAUUCCCACUGAUAGCGAUCUGAUCUAUUUUCUCAAGGACAAGCUUUUGGAUCGUCUUCAACUUCCUGCUGGUCUUAUCCCAGACAAUAUUAAUCCCUACACUUACGACCCUGUCCAACUUCCCAAAGGUGAAGACUUUAAACAUGACAAUAAUGCAUUUUUCUUCAUUUACAAACAAGAGAACCGAACUAUAAAAGAUGGUUUCUGGAGGGCUUUUGCUUUGCCUAAGAAGAUCUUCAAUAAGGACCAAAUGAUAGGAUUCAAGGAAGAGUUUGUUUUUUCCUGGUCAAUACAAAAUGAAAUAAUCAAAACCAACUGGAUUAUGUAUGAAUACAGCAUAAACCCCGCUGUAUUUUCAGAUGAUCAGCAAAAAGCUAUUGGAAACAACAUGGAAAGCUAUAUAGUGUGUGGAACUCAUUACAGGCCCUCGCAUAACCUGUAUGAGGAAGAAUUGGAAGAGCUAAUCAGAUAA